UUGCGCGACAAAUGGGGUUUACAAUAUUUUAUGUUCACCUUACAAAUUCACAUAGGGAGAAUCACAACUUACACGAAGUAGCAGAAAAAGAUACAACAUGGAGAACCUCAUUGUUGGCCCUGAGGAAGGGCUUUAAUGGCUUUGCUUUCCACGAGGCAAAAGUUAACUCCGCUCCAAAACAAGUUGUGCCAGUAGUUGUACAUUUCUCCCUGGCUUCUUUCUCAGCCUCUCUCUCUCUCUCUGUUCAUCUGUCCCUUUCUACAUGUUUAAAGGACUUUGCAGUGAGUAGAAGAUGAGCAGUAGAAUCUGAGGUCUGCCUCUCGCUCUGAAUACCAUCUCUCACGGGUUUCUCUUCGUUUCCGAGAUAGUCAUGGCAGAGGCAAUCUGUUUCUUCAAUAAGGAUCCUCUUUUAUUAAAGGCUUCUAAGAAGUCUCCAUUGUUAUCAAGGAUGGUAGUCUUAGUGUUUGCAAUGGUCUGUGGCGUUUAUAUCUACUCAGUCUGUCUAAAGCAGAUAAGCACCUACACCAAGACUAAAAUUAUCAACAUCCAAGUCAGUGAAAAUCCUUGCCAUGAGAACGCGGUCGAGCCAUCCGAAAUUCCUUAUGUCCAUUACCCAAAACCUGAAACUUUUAGCAGGGCAGAGUGUGAACAUAAUCCUGUACAGUUCUUUGCCAUCUUAUCGAUGCAGAGAUCAGGAAGUGGGUGGUUUGAAACCCUAUUAAAUAGUCAUGUUAAUGUAAGCUCCAAUGGGGAGAUAUUCUCUGUUAAGGAUAGGAGGAUAAAUAUUUCUUCAGUUGUACAGACUCUAGAUAAAGUUUACAACUUGGAUUGGUUCAGUAGUGCUUCCAAAAAUCAAUGCUCUGCAGCAGUUGGCUUCAAGUGGAUGCUUAAUCAGGGAUUGAUGGAGCACCAUAAAGAAAUAGCAGAGUACUUCAAUCAUAAGGGCGUUUCUGCAAUAUUUCUCUUCCGAAGAAAUUUAUUGCGUCGGAUGGUCUCAAUGCUUGCAAAUUCCUAUGAUCGAUACGCUAAGCAAUUGAAUGGAACUCACAAGUCACAUGUACAUACACACGAAGAGGCUAAUAUACUGUCAGUGUACAAGCCUUUGAUAAACUCCAGCUCAUUGAUAAAGGAUCUGAAGGAUAUGGAGGUCACGACAGCCCAAGUUUUGGAAUACUUCAACAGCACUCGGCACAUCAUUCUGUACUAUGAGGAUCUUAUGAUGAACCGCACUAAACUAAAAGAUGUUCAGGAGUUCCUAAAGCUUCCACUGAUGAAAUUGACAAGCCGACAAAUAAAAAUACACAAAGGGCCGUUGUCGGAUCACAUCAAGAACUGGGAGGAUGUUAACAAGACACUUGCUGGAACAGCUUAUGAGAGUUUUCUAUCUUCAGACUAUUAAACAAAGGUCCUCCGCUAACUCUUGGACUGGUGUAUACCAACUUAACUUAAUUCUUACACAAUAGGAAGCUGACAGGAGAAUGCAGGUCCUGGUUGAAAAUUUUCUGGUGUAGUUUUUUUUUUUUUUUUUUUUAAUGGUUGUUUCUUCCCAAAGCAUCAAUCAAUCCUCCGUUGACGAGCCUAUACCUUUUCCUUCAUUUUCUUAUUGGUCAUUUAGACACCAUGUAUAUGGAAGAUAAUCAAUGUGAAUGAUCAGCAAUUUUUUAGUGCAAA
Molecule: messenger RNA, 1671 nt
Organism: Alnus glutinosa
Lineage: Eukaryota; Viridiplantae; Streptophyta; Magnoliopsida; Fagales; Betulaceae
Exons: 6
Coding region: 371-1399 (342 amino acids)
Molecular function (GO): sulfotransferase activity
Source: RefSeq, a predicted model, not a curated record